This is a messenger RNA of Sinocyclocheilus grahami, 323 nucleotides long. Its product is annotated as histone H2A-like. The transcript has 2 exons. The record is from RefSeq and is a predicted model, not a curated record. NCBI's taxonomy places the organism in Eukaryota, Metazoa, Chordata, Actinopteri, Cypriniformes, Cyprinidae. Gene Ontology annotation, cellular component: nucleosome. Bases 1 to 270 code for a protein of 89 amino acids. Gene Ontology annotation, molecular function: DNA binding; protein heterodimerization activity; structural constituent of chromatin.
AUGGGGAAGGAGUGGGUAGUGACGCUGGGUGUAACUAAAAAGGUGCCAUUGUCCGGCCUGACCGCUGAGAUCCUGGAGCUGGCUGGAAACGCCGCCAGAGACAACAAGAAGACCCGCAUCAUCCCCCGUCACCUGCAGCUGGCGGUGCGCAAUGAUGAGGAGCUGAACAAACUCCUGGGCCUAGUGACCAGCGCUCAGGGCGGCGUGCUGCCCAACAUCCAGGCCGUGCUGCUGCCCAAGAAGACCGAGAAACCCGCCAAAGCCAAGUAAACCGAGUGAAGUUUAUUCUCAAACCAAAGGCUCUUUUAAGAGCCACACAUUUU